CGCCAUAAAUCUGUUAUUGGAGUCCCCAGUAUUUGGUUUUGCUUCCAUCUCUCUCACCGUUACGACCUUUGUUCACAGCUUUUUUCUUCCAAGGAAAAAAACAAGGCCUGAUUCCUUUUUCCUGAAUUCAGAGCUUUUUCUGUUCCCAAUAAUGGCUGCUCCACACCCUUUCUCCCUCUGUCUUCUUCUUUGAUUUCCCGCCAAAACUCUCGUCUUCAUCCUUUUUCCAACCCUUCCACUGCCCAACAGUUUCGUCUUUCUCCUUCUCAAUUCCCUUUUUUGUGCUAAUUUAAUCGAGGGUCUCUCUCAAAACUCCCAUUUUUUUUUUGUUUAUAUUCAAAAGGGAUUUCAAUCUGUGGCUUUUUUCUGCCUCUUUCUGCUAUUUAUUUACUUAUUAAUGCCUCCGACGUAUUUCCCUCUCCGGUGGGAGAGCACCGGCGACCAGUGGUGGUACGCUUCUCCGAUCGAUUGGGCGGCUGCCAAUGGUCAUUAUGAUUUGGUCCGGGAGCUCCUUCGGUUAGACAGCAACCACCUCAUCAAACUUACAUCUCUCCGCCGGAUUCGUCGCCUCGAGACCGUUUGGGACGACGAAGAACAGUAUCACGACGUCGCAAAAUGCCGCUCUGAGGUCUCUCGAAAACUCUUACUGGAGUCCGAAUCGAAGAAGGGGAAAAACUCCCUAAUCCGGGCUGGCUACGGCGGGUGGUUGAUUUACACCGCCGCUUCCGCAGGCGAUUUGGGGUUCGUUCAAGAACUGCUCCAGAGAAACCCUUUACUUGUUUUCGGAGAAGGAGAAUAUGGGGUCACUGAUAUCCUCUACGCCGCCGCCCGGAGUAAGAACAAUGAAGUAUUUCGGAUUCUAUAUGAUUUUGCAGUCUCCCCGAGAUUCUCGACCGGGAGAGAUGGGAUUUUGGAGGAGCAUAUCGGAGAGAUUCCAGCCGUUUAUAAAUGGGAAAUGAUGAACAGAGGUGUUCAUGCCGCCGCCAGAGGAGGUAACUUAAAGAUUUUGAAGGACCUUCUUGCGGAUUGCUCCGACGUGUUGGCUUGCAGGGAUGCCCAAGGAUCUACAAUUUUACAUGCAGCCGCUGGAAGAGGACAAGUCGAGGUGGUUAAAUAUCUUGUCCAAACAUUCCCUAUCAUCAAAUCCAUAGAUCAUCAGGGAAACACAGCCUUGCAUAUUGCUGCUUGCAGGGGCCAAUUGGCUGCAGUUGAGGCUCUUAUUGCAGCAUCUCCCUCAUCCAUCUCUCUAAGAAACAAAGCUGGUGAAACUUUUUUGCAUAAAGCCAUUUCUGGCUUCCAAACUCCUGCUUUUCGUCGACUUGACCGACAAAUUGAUCUUUUGAAGAAUGUGAUUUGUGGCAAAGUUCAUAACAUGGAUGCCAUUAUCAAUGCCAGAAACAACGAUGGAAGGACUGCUCUUCACAUGGCUGCCAUUGGGAAUGUUCACUCUGAUCUCGUACAACUUUUGAUGACUGCUCGGUCCAUUGACUUGAACGUUCGAGACAUGGAUAGCAUGACGCCGCUUGAUUAUCUUAAACAAAAUACACAUUCUGCAUCAGCCGACAUAUUAAUAAGGCAGCUGAUUUCAGCUGGAGGAAUGUUUGGUUGUCAUGACUAUAAAAUGAGAAAGGCCAUAGCUUCACGGUUGAAGAUGCAGGAAAUUGGAAGCAGUCCUGGGACCUGUUUUCGAGUCUCGGACAAUGAAAUAUUGUUGUAUACAGGCAUUGAGAAUGUGUCGGAUAUCAUACCGGAUCAUGGCAGUGCAGGAAUGAGCUCUUCCUCAGUUGAGUUUAGUCCAUACGAUUCAACAAAUGAGAAUCCCAACACUUCAUCAACUAUUAAGAAAUCUGGUUCUGUAAACUCUGCAGCACAACGAUUGAAAAGUGUCUUCCAUUGGCCUCGAAUCAAAGACAAGAAGAAAAGUGAGACGUCAAAGAAGCAAAUGGAUGAGGGCUCCAUUGAAGAAUCACAGAAGAAAUACAGCAGUUCAGAUGAAGCUCCACCCCCUUUAAGGCAAAGGUUUUCAAAGCCAUUGGCUCUUCCCAACAACAAACGAACACUUUCAGUUAGGAGCAAUCAAUCCAGCCCGUCUGCUAAGAAGAAGCAUGCUACUGGUCUAAUGCGCGGAGUGGCUCAAGGCAUGCCACACAUAGUCAUUCCCCAUCGAUCCCGGUCUAGCUCAUUUUCGAAAUCAUCACUUUCUUCACCGGGGUCAGUAGAUAAACUGAAGGGCAUUUGUUUUGACAGUGAUGGUGCAGGCCCAUCUUGUUCAAACCAAGCCAUUGACAACCAAACACCGAAUCUCAAGAAACAAGGCUCAGUGGAUAGGAAGUUGAGGAGCCAGUAUUUCUGUUUUGGUGCAGGAAGCCUAAUUGGGAAGACCACAGUUAGCAAGCAGCAGCAGAGCCAGAGUUACAAGCUUCCAGUGGUUUCGGUAACGUAGACGAGAACAAGACGGGAGACGAGCGACAUCGCUGUCAGGACUUAACGUAGAAGAAGAGGAUUAAACUGAGUAGCAAGUGCCAAACUGUCUGAUGUAUAAGUAUAACACAGUGGUUGGAUUAUAUGAUUUCAAUAGCUAAGAGAGAGAGUCAACUUCAAGUAACUUACUGAAAUGGCUUGUAACUUGCUCAAUCUUUUCUGAAAGCGACUGAUCUCUAGUCGUUUGUGAGUUUGUUUGCCUUUGCAAUAGUUGCUUCCAUUAUUAAACUCAUAAAAAUGCUUAAUAAUAUAAA
Messenger RNA from Cucurbita pepo subsp. pepo (vegetable marrow), 2735 nucleotides. RefSeq lists its product as uncharacterized. Lineage: Eukaryota; Viridiplantae; Streptophyta; Magnoliopsida; Cucurbitales; Cucurbitaceae. Gene Ontology annotation, molecular function: protein binding. The record is from RefSeq and is a predicted model, not a curated record.